UCAGACAUAACUACAUGAAAGAGGUAACUUGUGUUAUUGACGUGAUACAUUGUUUAUUGAAGCAGAGCGACAGUUUGCUACUACUGGAACUAGAGUGUCUAAAACAAAGGCUAUAUAACUGAACACUUUGUUUUAUUCUUUUGUCAAAAAUGCGUCCUAGAGUGCAAGUCAAAUAUGUUACAGAGCACAUGAACUAUUUAGAAGAAAAGAUACACGUCAUUAAACCUGUGGUUGAAGCUUUGCAAGCUCAGGCUGUAGACAAAAGUAAGACUUGGUUAGAAGAUAAAAGUGACAACGAAUCUUUGACAUACUGUGAUCUAUGUCAAGAACUUGAAUCAGCUACCUUGGCCUUGUUGAAUGUAGCGGCUCAUAUCUUAGAGGAAAAUAAAGACAUUGUUGAAGAUGGAAGGUCAUUUUCAUCUCAGUCUAACUCACAAACAACAACAACAGAAGAACAUGGCCGUAGACAGUCAACAGAUCAAGUCCUUAACGAGCCUUAUAAACCAUUAGCCACAGAAAUAUUAAGUCGACUUGAGCAGAUAGAGACAGCCAUAUCUUCUCUACAAGACGUCAGUCGACUAGAGCAGAUAGAGACAGCCAUAUCUUCUCUCCAAGACGUCAGUCGACUUGAGCAGAUAGAGAAAGCCAUAUCUUCUCUACAAGACGUCAGUCGACUUGAGCAGAUAGAGACAGCGAUAUCUUCUCUACAAGACGUCAGUCGACUUGAGCAGAUAGAGACAGCCAUAUCUUCUCUACAAGACGCUAAUGACAAGUCUACAGAUGACAUAUCAGAAAUAAAACAAUGGAGAGACAACUUUGUAACAGAACAGAGUGACAUGGGGAUUGACAAUAUUGAAAAUACUAUUUCAAAGUUGUCCAAAGAAGUUCAUCUGAUCGAGUCACGUGUAGGUCACAGAUAUGCUUGUCAUGUGGCGCUUGAUCUCGCACCCGUCAGUGUUGGAUUAAUUAUUUCAAGAUUCUGGGAUGUACGUGAAUAUAACGGUCAACAUUUUAAUCAAACAACAGGAACAUUUGUAUCACCCCAUGAUGGUUUAUAUCUUGUCUGUGUCAGUCUAAAUGAAAGGGAAGAUAAACAGAUUGGAGUUGGUGUGAUGGCUGGAGGCAGGUGCUGUACGGCUAUAGAAGUGAAAUGUGCCGCCACUAGCGCUGCUGGGUCAGUGGUUGUUGACAUGAAGAAAGGUCAAGAACUUUACUUUAAAGUGAUUCAAUCAGAUCAAGGCGCAAAGUUAUCCUGCUACAGUAGUUUUACUAUCGUUAGUUUAUAGAAGUACAACACAAAACAUGGUUGAUGGUAAAUUCUCAAAACAAUAAAACAUGUAACCAAAUUGUUAAGCACACGCUAACAACUUACUACAUGUACAUAAACAUUUAAUGGUUUGUAUGUUGUUUUUUUAGUCAUCAUUAUACAGUUCUAACUUUUUCAAUGUGAUCACCAAUUAAUAUAUUGUACGUGACCACAAUAAACAUAUCUUUCUUCUUCUUCUUCGUUCUUAAUUUUUAGUGUUGGGAGGGAUCGAGCCUUAUCUGCCAGAGAGUUUGAACUCGAGACUUUGUUCGAAUUUAUCAACCAUGAGCUUUUCCGACUCGACCAUGUUUCCAUCACAAUUAAGGAUUACGUGUAAAUGGGUUAUGCGCCAUUGAGGUCAUUGACUCCGAUUUCAGCCUGCUUUU
This is a messenger RNA of Physella acuta, 1692 nucleotides long. RefSeq lists its product as uncharacterized. NCBI's taxonomy places the organism in Eukaryota, Metazoa, Mollusca, Gastropoda, Physidae. The record is from RefSeq and is a predicted model, not a curated record. Gene Ontology annotation, molecular function: protein binding.